AUGAAAUCGGUUGAUAUAGAUACUAAAGAUGGAAUGAAGGUUAUUGUGUUCGCGUUCGAUAGAGUUUGUUUUGAAACUAUGGUAUUCCCUCAUACUGUCGGUCAUGAGUGCAUGGCUUUUGCUAUCCACCAACUUGGAAUAACAGAUGCAAGAUAUUUUGGUUUCCGUCACGUCACUAAUGACGUGAGAGUUGAAUGGAUUGAUUUGAACAAGCCUUUGGGGACCCAACUCGACAAACAUUGUAGUCAACAUUGUUUUUAUUUUGGAGUGAUGUACUAUAUAUCGCGUGCUUAUAACAUUAAGGAUGAGGCUGCCCUGUAUCAGUAUUUCAGGCAACUUCAUGUUGAUUAUUUAUAUAGUCAGUAUGAUUGUUUACUUGAAAGGGCUAUCAAACUGGCUUCGUUUUACCUUCGAGUGAUUCUAGGUCCAUACGAUCCCAAAACGCAUACUGUUACGACAGUGGGCCGCCACCUUCUUUUUCCUGCUAGCAUACGGAGGGACGAGAAAAUUGCUACAGCUGCUCAAGAAAAAGCUUUUCAGAAUUACCAAACCCUUCAUAUAUCUUCUACAACUAGUAUGGUUUUUUAUAUAAUUGAAUUCGAGUCUGCGACGUACUACGGCCUAGAGUGUCACCCUGCCAUACUUUCCGAGAGUCGUGAGGCGGUGCAUCUAAUAACGUCCUACAACGGUAUCAUGGUGAAAUAUUUAAGGUCCCCUGAUGCUUUUCUCCUCAAGUGGUCAGAUAUUGCCGCAGUCACACGUUCUCAAAAGUCUAGUAUAAUUAUCCAACAGUUAUCUCGCUCCAUACAACUAGAACUGGCUGAUAAGAAGAGAGCAAAAUAUUUCUUCCAAAUGGCUUUCCUUUUGAUGCAUUUUUAUCAAGAUAAUCCAGAGUUCUGCGACAGAUCGACAAAGGAACCUGCCAAGCCUGACGGCUACGAAUCUUACUCGUUGCUGCUGUCAAGUUCUCAGUCGGAGACUCUGAGAUCUGUUCUUCGUUACCAGCAGUCGCUGACUUCUAUUCCUGAUAACGUUCGAUCGUCUCCCAAAUCUCUUUAUGAAGCUACUGAAACUGCGCAAUACCUCCUCGCUCAACCGUCACGUCCAGAACAAACUGCUCUAGGUGCAACAGAAGCAAUUACUAGUCCAUCGAAACCCUUAACGAGCGUCAGCGCUGCUGAGAUACGUCUUGAUGAAGAAUUAUUCCUGACUGGUUCCAAGGAUAUAAAAUAUGAAGCGAAGAAACUUAACAAAAGUAGUCAAACGCAAUCUUUUUACAUAUCUAUGAUUAAUGAACGAUUCCAGAAGUAUACCGAAACCAGUCCGAUGCAUUUACUUUCUCAAACUUUAAAAAAUAUUCUGCAGUAUCUAGAUGCAAUAGAAAAGGCUGAAGGUGAAACCCAAGCGGAUAUUAAAUCUAAACAAAGUACGGAAAAACAUUUCUCCGAUUCGCAACCAUUGAAAGAAAGUGGCAUUCCUUAUAGAUAUCCACCCAAAUAUCCAUUUCCAAAAACCAAGUCGAAGGAUACGGACAUAGAUCCUGCGAAACCUAUUACCGUAGGGCAAAUUUUGAAGAGAGUUCAAGACAUUCAAGUACGAGAUAAAAGCACUGAGUCCGUUUCACCCGCUAAAUUGGAGAAAAGUAAGGAGUCGAAAGUUUCUGAAACUCAAACCAUGUUGCCUAGUAGGAAGUACACAUAUCUGAACCACCGGUAA
Octopus sinensis (East Asian common octopus) is the source of this 1716-nucleotide messenger RNA. Its product is annotated as tyrosine-protein phosphatase non-receptor type 14-like. NCBI's taxonomy places the organism in Eukaryota, Metazoa, Mollusca, Cephalopoda, Octopoda, Octopodidae. The transcript has a single exon. Gene Ontology annotation, cellular component: cytoskeleton. Bases 1 to 1716 code for a protein of 571 amino acids. The record is from RefSeq and is a predicted model, not a curated record. Gene Ontology annotation, molecular function: protein tyrosine phosphatase activity.